Molecule: messenger RNA, 7597 nt
Organism: Aquila chrysaetos chrysaetos
Lineage: Eukaryota; Metazoa; Chordata; Aves; Accipitriformes; Accipitridae
Gene: SSPN
Product: sarcospan
Exons: 3
Coding region: 182-967 (261 amino acids)
Cellular component (GO): sarcolemma; dystrophin-associated glycoprotein complex
Source: RefSeq, a predicted model, not a curated record
UGUGGCAUUUCGAAGCUCUGACAAUCUGCUCCAAAUGUUUUCCAUAUUUGUUCAGCCUCCUUGAUUCAAAUACCAGGAACAACUCAGCCAGCACAAAGCGAAGCUUUGGGGGGCAAAAAAACUCACACCCCCAUCAGCGCGCGCACACACACACGCACGUGAGAACCUAAAGUUCAUCGGCAUGGGAAAGGAGGAGGAGAAGAAACCCCAGCACAGCACGUCCCUGAAUAACCAGAGCCAGACAGGGAAGGCACCCGAAGGGGAGAAAAGCACCGACUCGAGCAAGACGCAGGAGUCCGCGAUGAAGAAGAAGAAGAAGCAGAAGAAAACCAAGGGGGAUCCCAAAACUGGCCAGGAGGAGGAAUCCCACACUUGUUGUGGCUGCCGUUUCCCGCUGCUGUUUGCUUUGUUGCAGCUGGCAUUAGGCAUCUCUGUAACAGUGCUGGGCUUCCUUAUGGCAGGCAUCAGUUCUUCUCUGCUAGUCAGAGACACUCCAUAUUGGGCUGGGAUAAUUGUCUGUGUGGUGUCCUUAGUGGGAUUUGUUAUGCUUUGUAUUUCGUACCAACCUGAUGAGAAGACGUGUGUGCAGUUCACAGUAAAGCUGAUGUAUUUUCUCCUGAGUGCCCUGGGUCUGGUUGCCUGUGUUUUGGCAGUGGCUUUUGCUGCACACCAUUAUUUGCAGAUGACAAAAUUUACCUGCGAUACCAUCCUCGAGUCCUGCCAGUGCAAACUGGACACUGCAGACCCCCUUGGUAGGACCUUCGUCUACCAGGACGCAGGUGACUGUGGCAGCCUCACCAGCAUGCUUAACCUGUACUUACUUCUGCAGAUGGUUCUCAAUCUGAUCGCAGCCCUGGUGUGUCUGUCGGCAUGCUUCGUGAUGUGGAAACACAGAUACCAGGUCUUUUACGUGGGCGUUCGGUUCUACCCUUUAACUGCUACUGAAGGCCAGCAACAGAAAGUAUAGGGUCUGGGCUGGCGGGGGGCUGUAGCCAGGGAAUGGAAAAUGUCAGCAUACUGCCACCAUAGACACCACGGAUGGAUGAGUGUUUAUAAGGUUUUUGACAAGGGAAAAACAUUUGCACAGUUUCAAUGAAUAUAUUUUUCAAUUAUUUUAAGAGCAUUUUAUAUGACUGCUCUUGCAAAAGGUCUCUUGUGAGAUUAUAUAGACGUCACAAAGUCCUAAAGAUGCAGCUGUACAAUACUCACCAAAGAGGAUCUUUAAUAGCCAUAGACAAAAUGAGAGCUUAGAAAAUCAUUGGGAACUCAUCUGCAGGGCUACAGCCGCUAAGAAAUAGGGUGCAUUUCCCUCGCUGGUAGAUAUCUGUUCUUGCCUUCGGAGAAGCUAUACCAAUUUCUACCAGAUAAAGAUCUGGUCCAAACUGCUUAAUUAUAAUCAUGCUGAUCGUGCUUAGGGAAUAUAUUGUCUCUCGGAUGCUCUGGAUAUAAUCCAUGCUAACCUGAUGGGGAUUCUCCAUAUGGAAAAGUAAUUAGGAAGGUCAAGACCUCUUCAAAUACAGGUUGAGACCAACAGCAAAGUGAAUAUCUUGACAACUGCCAUAUAAAAUAGACAUAAGAAUUUUCAGAGUGACUAAUGAUAUAGGUUACCUAAUCCAAUUACUAAUAAACAACAAUAUAAGUGGGUUGACUGAUGGUGAUUUGGUGGGCCCUGCUUGAGACCCCAGGCAGAUUUCUGAAGUAUGAACACUCGGCACUUUGUAAGAAAAGAUCAGUUUAAGAAACCUUGAGCUACUCUCCUAAAGUGGAGGACCCUAAAUCACUAGUCACGUUAAAAACUAUGUUGACAUUGCUGUAAUUGCAGGCUCCCAAAGCCGGCGUCUAGCCAGUUCCACCAAUUAUACUCCAAGCACAAAAGGCCAAAUGCAUUUUUGGUGUAACUGCUCUGAAGACAAUCAGCCUUACACACCAGCAGUGGAGUUGGGCCAACAGCCCUGAAAGAUAUAUCCCCGCAACAAUGAAUGUUUUUAAAAUGGGGUGGAGGGAGGGAAGCAAGAAGAGACUGCCAGUCUCCCAAAGACAUCAUUUAUUAUGAUGAGGUCAAAACCAUAAUGAUUUCUUAAUAAGCAGCAUAGAAUAACAAAACACAUUCAAACAGUGCUUUUUCACCCUGAAAGUGUGGCUCUAGAAGUGCUUUAAGUCUUAUUAGCCUUAUACUGAGACAAGUGUGUUGGUUUGUCCCUCGAGCUGUCAUUUCCACUUGCACAGCAUGGACUUGUAAAUGUAGGAGCAAUUCUGAAUCGGCAGCGUUUUGCACUGCCUGCCAAUAUAUAUCUGUGCAAGGGCAAGGCAGUUGGUGCUCACACCCUGCCAUGACUAGGGAUUUCCCGAUCCCGGCCAGAGCAAGGGUGUUUCUGAGGUGGGGUGGAGCAAUCACAUGCCAGAAAAACUGCGCCAUAAUCAUUAGCAAGGAGGAAGCAAAUAAAAUUUCUAUAAGGCUUCAAAGAAACAAAAACUUUCUGUUUCUGCAGCAAAAAUAGCCACCAGGAAGUCAAAAACCCAGUCUGGCAAAAAGCUAGUUGUCUUAAGUAGCUCUAAUCCUACCCCAAAACUGUCUUCCAUAUGGUGAUCACACAUCACCCCAGGGCUAGACCAGCAUACCUCCAGGGUCAGAAGAUCACAGCGUAGUUAAGUCUCCUGUGGUCCGCCUAGAGCGCUGCUUGGUGUACACGCUCAAGUUUUUGUCAUGGAAAGUGCUUCUAGAGUAGACAGCGUCACCAAGGUGCUCUCUGCCAAGCCGCAAAGUGAGGAGCUUUGGAAAAUGAAGGUUUUUGAGACCAGCUUCCAAAUGGCCUUUUUUAUGCACCUACAAAUAACAGUCACUAGUAAGCGUGGCCGCGGGGCACAUUUGCAAGGGUGCCCGUUCGCUUGCCUACACGUGGCCACCCGUCCAAAGUCCUAAGCCUGGCUCCCAGGCAUGCUCGGAGCAAGCUGAGACAGCAGCGGAGCGUGCGGGCAGGUUGGCCAUGUAAGACCCGGCUGCCGGCAUCGGCGGUGCCAUCCGCGCGGUGGCGGGAACCAGCCCGGGUCCCCCGACCCCGGCGGAGCGUGCCGCGAGCAGUGCUGGCGGACCUGUGCCCGGGCCAGCCUCCCGUAGGAGAUGGGUCCAUAGCGGUGCCUCUCGCUUGCCGCUCGCACUUAGAUAUUGGUUUGUCCCCCAUCCCUCGCGCGACUCCCGCUGUGCUCUCUGCGGGAGCGUAGGGCGGAGGACAUACCUUCCGCCCACCUACACGACCCUUGCCGCGCCGGCUCCUCCCUACGGCCAAAACUGCGGGCUCUCGUCUCCGCAAAGAAGAUAACGAGAAGCGGGAAAGGGAUCGAGGGGAGGCUGAAGGACAGCUCGGCUUUGGGGCUUCCUCCCGCCCUCGCCGCCAGGCGCUGCGCCCCGACAGCUGGCAAAACAAGAGGAAGGCUCUGCUGGCAGAGCAGGGCAUGUUGUCCCACCCUGCCUUUUCCUUGUUGUUCAGAAGAUAACUUGGUCUGCAGAGCUCUAGCUUAGGCUGUGCUGCGUGCAGGCUGGCAGCAGCGAGCUGUUGUGGGAGACGGCUGGGUGGCCUCGGCCGAGCGGCAUUUCCACCAGAGCCGGGCUUUUGUCCCCUUAAUCCUUUGACCUCGGUCUCACCCACAUGUUUUCACUCCCUGUCUCCCAUCACCUCCCAGGCACUGGGCUCCCAGAGGCCAGCCCCCGUUAGACGGGGCUGGGCUCGCGUUGCCUGGCCUCUGCCUACUCACCCCCGGGCUUAAAUUUGCUGGGACUCCUCUAGAGCUCGAAAGACGCGGCGGUGAUGGUCACAGAGUCACUGAAAAUGCCUCCAGCGUGGCGACGGGGAAGAGAAGGAAGGUCUGGAUAAGAGAGCCUGCUCCGCUUAGCAAGCUGUGCACCUCCGUACCAGCGCACCCUCCGCUUCGAGCCACCGCCGCUGAGUUCAGUUCACUAAUCAGAGCCUUGCAGCUUAACCUUUGCUCUGGAAGAAAGCAAUAUUCAUCAUAUAUUCUGUCGGUAUUUUAAUGCUUAAUGAAUAAAUAUGGGGCAUUUUGAUCUAGCAAAGACUAACUUCUGUGUUUCCUCUUUAUAUAUCUCAAGAGCAUAAAAUCAGAACAGGAGAGAUGGGGAAAUGGACACGGUAGCAUUUGGAACCGGUUUCCCCCGGGUAUGGUUUUACAACAUGCGUUUUGCUCAGAUCAAGAAUUUUGGAAAGUACUGUUUAAAGGAUUUUCACCUACCACAGCAUACUCAGGCAGCUCCCAGCCUUUUCCCGGCGUCAGAGUCCACACAGACUGUACCAGGAGAAAGACUGGGACUAAAAGGCUUGGAAAGGACAGAGGUGUUGAAGAAAAAAACAGGUUUUUUUAAGUCCUGGAAAUUUAUUCUCUGGGUGAAUUCCGCAGAAAGGGGUAGGAUUAAACCACUAUGGACACACAGAAUUUGCGAAGGGCUCAGUGUAAUUUACUCUCACAAACCCAGGUGUGAUUCUCAUUUGCACCCUGGCCACUUUACACUGUUUUCCCAGUGUAAAGGGGUUGUAAAGACGGCAUCAAUCAUUUUUACACCUACUUUAUGGCCAUUUUACACAGCUAAAAGGGCCCUUUGUGUAAAUGAGUACUCAAGCCCUAGAGGAUUUAAUAGAGAGGAGAUCCUUUCUAUAGACUGCACUAGACCCUCUAAUAGGGUCUAUUACUGGGAUAUAACUCUCUGCAGGAUUUUAUAGCUUGGCUUAAAGAUCAUCGGUCUUGAUUAAAUUCAGUUCUGCAAAACUUUUCCAAAGGCCGUAACCCCUCUGGUGACAUGCCUGCUCCUCCACCCCCGAGCACACGCAAACAGUGAUGGUGUUGCAUGGAUAACUGCUUGUUUUUUAAAAGGAGAAGCAGCAGCUACCACUUUCUUCUGGCUCUGAGGCAUUUUGAUGUGAUGCUAUGCAAAUACCGGAGCGACAAUAACGGCAACGAAAAGGGAACCGAGACAUGGCGCCUUACACGGAGCCAAAAUGUCACAUUCUCAACCCCACCGGGCACCGAGGUGGCACCUGCUCCGCACGGGGGGGGGCUGCGCUUUGCGCCCCUCUCCCUUCCCCGCUGCCGCUGGAAGGGCAGGGGCCGGUGGGCGAAGGGGAAGCACCGCUGGGUGCUGGCCCCGUGCCGGGGCUGCCACCAGCCCACUCCUCCCGCCACCGCCUUCACGUGACGGCCAUCUGCGCCUUGCCGGCCCGGCCGGCUCUGCGUGGGCACCACUUGGAGCAUUGCCUAAAAAACAGCUCUGCGCAAGAGCGCUGGAAACUGUAAUCAACUCGCAGGACUUUUUUUUUUUUUUUUUUUUUUUCACGCUACCAGCCAGUGCAAUAUUUGCUUUGGGGGCCUUUCGAAACAGAAAGCACGCUGCUGGCGUGUGAGAGAAGCCACAGUUCAGGUCCUCUAUAUUUAGAAAGCCAGGAUGUCAUACCUCCCCUUGAAAUUUUCAUAGUCCCCUGCACCCCACCCACCCACACACGUACACAUGCUUGCGUCUGGAAAAUGUUUUUCGGUCUUAGCAAAGGGUGUUGGCUUAGGGGGAUUCAAGGGAGGUGCAGAGGAACAACAGCAGCUCAGUCCUGAGCGUGAAGCUGGAAGCCUCCUUAAGGCACUGGGCGGCAUGGCACUCGGUGGGGACCCACCGCUCCCGGUGGGCUCAGGCGGCCGAAAUCGAGGGUCUCUCCCGUUGUCGGCCAGUAACUUAAAUCCCGAGGCAAGGCCAAGUUUUUCUGAGAUGUAUGGAAGUCCUCUGCCACGUCACGUCAGGCCGCGCUGUACCCUCAGCUGACGAUGUCUUCCUGAGCUCAUUUUAAGUGGCCGUGCACGGGCUGUAGCACCUGUAGCCAGGGCUCCAAGAAGAUGCGUUUUGGUGCUAGCUUGUCCCAGGUCUCUGCACUUCCCCCCUCCCCAGGGAUUUUUGCUUUCUGCUUUGCUGCUGCCUCCUGCAAUCACUAAUCAGUAGCAUUUAUCCUCUCCUAAAUUGGCUCCGUAGUCAAAUACUAUAAAUGAUGAUUACAUCUACAAAGACCUUUUGGGUUUGGUACCUGAUUUCCAUGCCUUUGUCCAAGCAAAACGGUUGAAAGACUCAUCUAAACCUCAAACUUGUUUGGGGGGGGCUGGGAAUUUCUUUUUUCUAUUUUUUUUAAGAAGAUAUGGGCAAUGCAUAUGUCAUUUGUUACCAUAAAGCUUUCCCAACCCACAAAGCCAUCUUCGCAUUAAAACAUAGCCAUUAAUGCCUGCUCACAGCGACUGACUGCAGAGAGAGCAUGGAGCAGGCACCCACCAAAGCUCACAAAUGACUCCCCACUUCACCUGGGUGCUCCCAGGUAUUCCUGCCUGGCACGGGCAUCUGAGAGUCAGCUGCCGGACGCAAGUGGGAGCCCAGCCUGAGCCGAGAGAAUAAUCUGCAGAGGGUGAUUUGACUAUACACCUCUCCUUCAGUCAGAUGUAUUAUGAAUGACAAGCGCUGGACUGACCUCAAGUUAUGGGAGAUAUAGAGAGUGACACCGAUUAAGGCAGCCCUCGGCGUUAAGAGCCCUGGCUGUCCUGGGAAUUAGAUAUUUGAGCAAGACAGGUUUUUAACCCCAUUUCACUCUCUGUGGCUGUGUAAAGAGACCCCUGUUUUUAAAUAGCCCAAAGCUGACCGAAGAGGGAUUGCUUCUUACUUCAGUUUGGGAUUUCUCUUUCACCGAAACUAUGACAAGAGGAAGCGUUUGCCUGAUCUGUCCUCCAUCGGGCUGGCCGGGAGCAUCACUGCUGGAGCCGGAGCCGCACACAUGCAGAGGGGUGUGGAAGCCACCCUAAUGUCUUUUUGGGGACAUUUUCUUCCAGCACCACAGCUGCCAGUGCUGGCACACGGAGGGCAGGGGCAGCCAGUGCCCCAGAUCUGUAAUGUGCCCCAGCCAACCAAGCCCUGCAGCUAUCCCCAUUUAUACUGACAAUACUGGUCACCAGGGAUUUGGUGGGAUAGUUUAGGGAACAAUUGCGAUGAAAGUAAUAGAAAACAGACUUUUACACUUUCCCUUCCACCUUGCGAAUCCAAGCAGGCGAGCAGCACACAUGCGAGGGGAGCUGAUGGAAAAGCGAAAGCCUCCCGUCCCAUUUCACUGCCCAAGCCUGCCAAUGCACUGAGAGUGAAACAGUACAGAAAAUAAACCACCAUAAAUCAGGCACUGUAAACGCUUUGAGUUUUCAGGAUCCAAGGUGUCCUUAGGUCAGGAACGUGAAAAAAAGUGUAUUUGUAUGGUCUCCACCCUGCUGGUCUGAGUCUCCCAAACACCAGAGCGUUGCAUCAGAUGGGGACCCAGGCACCAGGCUUUUUUCUGAUAGAUUUUGCUGUCACCACAGAAAUUAAAUUUUGUAACCUGACUGGGCUGGGGGGUGGAGGCGGGCAGUUUACGGGCUGUACUCGUAUGUCCAUAUAUUCUGUUAAGUCUACAGUUUCCAGAUUCAGCAUUUUUUCUUGCAUACAAAAGGAAAUGCUAGAAUCUCAGCUUGCAAAAGUCUGCGCUUCUGAAUUAACAGGAGUUGCAUUUCCAAUUUGUUUCUAAUAAAACUUUUCUCACUCGCUCCA